This is a messenger RNA of Lycium barbarum (goji berry), 699 nucleotides long. RefSeq lists its product as uncharacterized. The record is from RefSeq and is a predicted model, not a curated record. The transcript is spliced from 3 exons. Bases 1 to 699 code for a protein of 232 amino acids. NCBI's taxonomy places the organism in Eukaryota, Viridiplantae, Streptophyta, Magnoliopsida, Solanales, Solanaceae.
AUGAAUGGAGUCCCCUGGCAGUGUCUCAUUAAUGAGGGCAUGCACACGGGCAAUCAACAAGAGGUCGACGAUCUCAACGGCCAACUCGAUGCCCAAGGUCGAGAAACGGAGAAGUUUCAGCACCUUUUACGAGUGAAGGAGGAUGAGCUGAACCGAGCAGUUACUCUUUCCAAUCUCCAACCCGAGCUCGAUGCGACGAAGGCCACCGAAAACCUUCGAUUAAAGGAUGAGCUGUCCGAGAUGGUCGAAAAGAACCGGCUUCUAGAAGUGGACAAAGUCGGCCUUAGCCAGGACAAUGCUCGUUUUUCCUCAAGGCUUGGUGAGCUAGAAACCACCUUCUCUCAACUUCGGGGGGAGCUGGAUUCGGUCAAGUCCGAUGCUACGAGCAUGGCCGAGAGGCAUCGGCAGCUCGAAUCUGAAAGUGCCCGGUACAAAGAGCGGAUGAGGGUGUUUGAGGAGAAGGCAGAGAACAGGGCCCGGAUAUGUGAUGAGCUAAAAACCGAGCUCGAGGAGACAGUUGAUGCUAAUGACCUUCUCAAGGCCGAGCUCGAGUCGACCACUCAAAUCCAAAAGGUCCUCGAAGAAGAUCGGGAUGAACUGAUGGCAAAAUUAGCCCAGGCUGAGGCCGAUUUGGCAGAAGCCCUUCGGAGCGUGGAGGCCGCUGAGGCUCAUACUACGAUAUCUGGGUUCCCGGUGUAA